This is a messenger RNA of Ceutorhynchus assimilis (cabbage seed weevil), 2922 nucleotides long. NCBI's taxonomy places the organism in Eukaryota, Metazoa, Arthropoda, Insecta, Coleoptera, Curculionidae. The record is from the annotation of a GenBank genome assembly.
AUGGCGGUUUGGAAAAUGAAAUCGGAACUGAAUAUGAACGGUGCAAUUCAACAAAUUGGUUUGGAUCCAUUUUCUGUUUAUAUUUGGUCUAGUACCCGAAUACAUGUGUAUAAUUCCUUCUGUUCAUCAGAAUAUGCUAAAGUUUACAUAGACGACACGGGAAAUAUCGUAAAACAAAUUUCCAAGCCUUCGAGUGAAAAAAGAAGUUAUAUUUUUUUAUAUGACAUAGUUAUUAGAAGUACCGCAAGUCAAGUGAACAACCAAUACUCAGUAGGAAGCAUGUUAUCGGAAACUCAAAAUGCAGUAGCUAUUCAUUCUUGGUUAGCACAUUUUAUUCGUAGUGGAGCUUCAAUACCCAUGGAAUGUGUUACCGAUAUGUCUUUACCAUUAAUUUAUGCCUUUUUUUUGGGCUUUAACAAAGGUAAAGACACUUUUAAAUUUCAUCAAACAUUGUUGCAACGCAAUUUCCAAAAAACCAUAUUCAAAGAAAAAUGUUACAUUAGAAUCGACGUGGCUCAUUUUAUAAAGCUUAACGCAGUGGCGUUGAGUGAUACGGAGGAUCAAAACUAUAUGGAACAGCCGACUCAAUGUGAAAUUUUGAAACAAUGGUUAAAAAAAAGAUGUGCCACUGGAAGUGUUGAAGACAUUGUGGGUGGUAAUGAUUCCCCUAAUUAUAGAAGUUCAGACAAAGAGGAUGAGAAAGAACAAGCUUUGGAAUCUAUAAAAGAUAAUAACAAAGAAAGAAAUUUUGAAGGAGAGGAAGCCCUACCUUUAGUAGAGAACGGUAGUGAAAAAGAUAUAAUUGACAAUACGAUGACAGAAGACCAAAAUAAUGUAAACACUGUAACAGGCGAUCUUCAAAACGAAUAUUCUGGGUGUACUAAUAAAAAUAAUAGCCUAAAUGAUUUAAAGACUUCAGAAAACGUUAAUAAGAUAUUUGAAGUGGAUAUUUUGAGUGCACCUAUUGUCAUAGAGAGAAAGACGGCGUUUGGCAGGAAAUUACCUUAUAUAGCCCUGAUAAGUGAAAAUAUUAUAGAUGAUCCAAAUGAAAUUUUUAUAGAUAAUCCUAAUGAAAUUAUUAUUGAUGAUCCUAUUACAAUUACUUUCGAUAAUUCUAUUCAAUUCUACCCCAAUACGCCACAAAGAAAAGGAAAAAAGACUUCCCAAAAAACUUCUUUUAUAUUAUCCUCAUCAUCUUGGAAACAAUUACAUGAUGAGAAAGAACUUGAAAAACGGGCUGAGCUUGAGGAAAAGGAAAAUAGAAAAAAGGGAAGAGAACUGAAGAAAGUUACUAGAGAGAGGGCUGCACUUGAAAAACAAACAAACAAAAAACAGGGAAUAAAAAGAACAAAGCAGAAGAUAAAUAUUUCAAAGAAGAUUAAGCUUGACAAUAGAACCAGUGCACCAUUGCAGAAAAUACCGAAGGAAAUAUUACAUGAUAGCAGUGGAGAUGAUGAACCUUUGUGUACCUUAAUUACCACCAAAGUACAGGUCCAUCAAGAGGAUACAAAAGGGAAAAUUGAAAAUGCUGAUUUUGAAAACAUGAAGCCUGGUACCAAAAUUAAUUUAAUAUCGCAGCAUAUACUGGCACCAACGACAGAAGAAAGAAAACUCUAUAAGAGGAAAUUAGCUUUAAGGGAAAUAAGUAUUCACACGCAAAUCAGGCAUCCCAAUAUUGUUCAAAUGAUGGGCUACAGUUAUGGUACCAGUGUAGUACAUGUUGUAAUGGAAUUGGUAGAUACUUUGCACAAUAUUCUUUUUGAGGAUUAUGUUGAGGAAAUUUGUCAACUAGAUGGCGGGAAAAAAACAUUAAUAUCUUUACAGAUGGCGGGCGAUGUAGAUUCUGAUUCAGAAAGCUCCGAGAAAAAAGGCCCGGACGAAUUAAAUUGUGGUGUGUGCAAACGUAAAUUGGUGAAAGAUGAUGUAAGCUGUGUACUAUGUGAUAAUGCUUUUCAUAAAAGUUGUAUAACACGCCUGAAAUCAACAAUAAAUGUCACAAACGACAAGGUUAUGUGUUGCCUAGGAAAAGAGGUGAAGGUGGAAAAAGUGGCUGUUUGUAUUUCAAAUUUACUGAAGGAUCUCAGCUACAAAAACAAGGAAGUCUCUCUAUUAAACGUUUUAAUCAAAGAAACCCAGGAAAAAAAUGCAUUGCUACAGGAAAAAAACGAUUAUUUAAAGGAAAAACUACAUAACCUAGAAGGUAAACAAACCCUAUUUUCGGAUGUUGUUCAAGGGAAAACUAGUUCAACCGGUACAGGAACCUAUGUAAAUAAUAUUCCUGCUGUAAUAAUCAAACCCAAAGGUAACCAAGAUGUGAAAAGAACAAGAAAUGAACUGGACAAAAGUAUUCACCCAGCAAAGUUACAAGUAGAAGAAAAACUAAGUAAAACAUACUAUAUUGAACUAACAAAAUUACAAAAACCCAAAAUUAAAAUAAUUGGCUAUUCUGGCAACAGCGAAGAUAGAGAAGAGCUCGAAGAUCAAAUAUGCCAGCAAAAUGAAAUUAUGGAUAGGCAAAACAUUAAAAUAAAUUACAUAAGAACUACAAGGGAUCAUAAAAAGACAAUAUUCGCAGAAACUUCACCAGAACUGUUUAGACGGCUUAUCCAGAUGAAAAAAAUAUAUGUUGGAUGGCAGAGGCUGCCAAUAUACGAAGACCUCACACUAAUGAAAUGCUUUAAGUGUCAAGAAUAUAACCACAAAAGGGAUCAAUGUUCAUACCAAGUGGUUUGCUCACAUUGUGGAAAAAACCAUGAAUACAAGGACUGUGAUCAACAAACAAAAUGUUGUGGAAAUUGUGUCAAGGCAAAUAACAGGUUUGGACUUUCUUAUGAUAUUUCUCACACAUCAUAUGAUAUUGAAUGCCCUACAAUGAUAUUUUAUAAGCAGAAGCUAAAAGCUAAAAUAGACUACGGAUUAUAA